UUUCUUAGUUUUUUUUUUCAAUGACAUGACAUGACACACGAUAUCUCGUUCUCUCGCCUACGUUUGCGUUCAGCGAGCGCAGCGGUGUCAAACUUCACAGCGCGUUUUAGCAAAUAAAGCUCUUAAUAUGCCUCACUGAGAUUGAAAGGAAGCCAUAGAAACCAGCAGACGGGCCUGGAGAUGACAGAUCUCCACUUUAGAGCAUACAUUUAAACUCUGCGUUUAACAUCCUGACGACUAAGGUAGAGUAUUAAUAUCGAUAUUUCAGACAACGUGUGCGAGAGAGGAAACUUAUGACAGAAUGCUAGACGGCUGGUAAAAAUGAGAAGGCUUAAAAUCGAUACGAAAGAUUGUUUCUGUUUCUGUCGAAAUUUCGACCCUCAGUACCGUGCUUGUCCACAAGAUGGUGCUGCACACAGAGGCAGAAACUCAACUGGACCUGGGUCCUUAGUAAAAAAAAGUAGGUUGUAGCUGAUUUACAACGAGUUUUGGCUCAUAUUGCGUGAUCUGUGCAUGUGGGCGCUGCAGUCUUCGUUCCAGAACAGUACUGAGAGACGCGUUGUGAUAUGCAGCUGGUCUGGGAUCAGUUGUGUCCCUUCGGCUGAUAAUGGACAUGGCUGGGACACGGACGGAGGAAGGCUGAUCUGAGAUCAGUGCUCUUCCUCUCUCAGGGAGGGGCCCUGAGGUGCGGCAGGUCCCCCCUGAAAGAGGCGGGUAGGCGUGGCUCUCGGGCCGGAGUGACAUCACUGCUCCUGUCAUUCACAGGUUCCGGUGAGGGGGGGGGGGGGGGGGCGGAGCUCUCCAGAGAGCGCCGGAACACUGAAGGUGUGCUGGGGUGAGUGGAGGAUAUGAGGAUGAAGACUGAGCCCUGAGGUGUGGCAGUAUGUCAGGGUACAUACCAAGUUACCUGGACAAGGACGAGUUGUGCGUGGUGUGUGGGGACAGAGCGACAGGCUACCAUUACCGCUGCAUUACCUGCGAAGGCUGCAAGGGUUUUUUCCGACGGACGAUUCAGAAGAACCUGAACCCGACGUACGCUUGCAAGUACGAGGCCAAGUGCGUCAUCGACAAGGUCACCAGGAACCAAUGCCAGGAAUGCCGCUUCAAGAAGUGCAUCGCCGUCGGCAUGGCGACGGACUUGGUGCUGGAUGACAGCAAGAGGCUGGCCAAGCGCCGGCUGAUCGAGGAGAACCGGGAGCGGCGGCGGAGGGUGGAGCUGCAGAGGAGCGUCUGGGACAGGCCGGAGCCCACGCCCGAGGAGUGGGAGCUCAUCCACCUGGUCACCGAGGCCCACAUGGCAACAAACGCCCAGGGCAACCACUGGAAGCAGAAACGCAAGUUCCUGGAGGAAGAGACAAUGCUACUUAAUGAAAUAACAUGUAAUUUAUUCUGUGCUUCUGACCAGAGCGACGUUCGAGUGGCCGAAUGCAAGGCGGAGGACAUUGGUCAAGCCCCCAUCCUCAGUGCCCCAGAGGGGAACAAGGUGGACAUAGAGGCCUUCAGUCAGUUCACUAAAAUCAUCACCCCGGCCAUCACCCGGGUGGUGGACUUUGCCAAAAAGCUCCCCAUGUUCUGUGAGCUCCCCUGUGAGGACCAGAUCGUCCUGCUGAAGGGCUGCUGCAUGGAGAUCAUGUCGCUGCGGGCGGCGGUGCGCUACGACCCGGAGAGCGAGACGCUAACGCUGAACGGCGAGAUGGCGGUCACGCGCGGCCAGCUGAAGAACGGCGGCCUGGGCGUGGUCUCCGACGCCAUCUUCGACCUGGGCGUGUCCCUGUCCGCCUUCAACCUGGACGACUCGGAGGUGGCGCUCCUGCAAGCCGUCAUUCUCCUGAGCUCGGACCGGCCGGGCCUGAGCAGCGUGGACCGGAUCGAGCGCUGCCAGGAGGACUUCCUCCUGGCCUUCGAGCACUACAUCAACUACCGCAAACACAAGGUGCCGCACUUCUGGCCCAAGCUCCUGAUGAAGGUGACGGACCUGCGCAUGAUCGGGGCCUGCCACGCCAGCCGCUUCCUGCACAUGAAGGUGGAGUGCCCCACCGAACUCUUCCCCCCCCUCUUCCUGGAGGUGUUUGAGGACUGACGGUACGGGACACGACCCCCCACCCCCCUCCAAAAAAAACUCUGAAGCACUACUGUCGAUUCAUUCCAUACCGUAGGAGUAGCGUCAGGCCUAGUCUUGGAUGGAACCAUUCCUACAAAUGCGGGUACAUGUGAAUAGCAAUUUUAUUUUAUUUUUUUUGUGUUGUUUUUUUUUUUGGGGUAUUUGAUUUAGUGUUUUUUUGUGUAAAUUUAUCUUCUUUGUAUCCUUGUUGUUUUUUAUUUUUUAUUUUUAUUUUGUCUGUGCUUACGUGAUUGUUUUAGAACUUGGUCGUUCGCUAGCCAAUGUCAUGCCAGUGACUUUUCAGUUUUCAGUUGCACCUGAAAAAAAAACAAAAGUACCGUUUCCAAAAAGAGCGAGAAAAAGAUAAAAGAGAGAAAAAAAAAACAGAAGGCAUGUUUCCCGCCCUCCCACUGCUCUUGGUCGCCUCUUCAACCGAAAACAAACAGAAAACAGGUACUACUCCUCAGUUGUUGUCAAUGUUUUACAGUGAAGCUAGCUUUGUAAUGUUGAAUUUAGGGAUUUUUUUUAAGGUUUGUUAUUGGCUGGAAAACAGUGGAAUCCUCUUGGAUGCUGCCAUUCUGGACUUCAGGUGAACACACACAAACACACACUCACACACACACAAACACAUACAGACACAGACAUACAUACACAGACACACAAACACACACACAGACACAAACACACACAUACAUAGACACACAUACACAGACACACACGUGCACGCACACACACGCACGCACGCACACACACACACACACAAACACACACAGACAGACACACACACAUGCACACACACACACAUGCAUCAUGACUGCACCCACAUCGAUGGCACAUUUUUUUAUUCUGUUUGUUUCCACGGUCAGGCACACGUACGUUUUUUUUCCGGUCUUUUCCAGAUAAAAGCGCAUUCUCUGUUCCACUCACCACCAGUCAAGGAACAGACAGCAUCAGCGAAGGAGCCGGCCAACUCACUUAAAAUUCACUUCUGUUGAAAGAUUUCUCUUGUUUGGUGCCAAAAAAAUAAUGUAAAAAAUGUGUUUUUCUUUUUUUUUUUAAUAGACAGAAUAAUGGAUCAUAUUCUGUUCUGGGGUCCAGGAAGUUUGACUCGACUGGACCCGGUUUGUAAAGGGACAUUUUAGGAUGUGGGUUCCACGGUCCCCACACACGGUACCGUCGGAACCCUGCUCUGUUUGUCCCUCUUUGUGUGCCGUAGCUGUGCAGCAGUGUGGCCCCCUCAGGCAGCCGGCUGGGGGUCCCCCCAACUUUUGAUGUCCCCUUAAAUGAACACGGCGACUGAGGACCGCCCCCCCCCCACUCCCCCCCCCACCCCCCCCACCUCAGUAAAAAGGGGCGGGGCAGUUUUGGGACGCUUUUUAUCGCGCCCACUCACGGAAACCUGUCUAACAUGUGACUUCACAGCGUGCAGCUAUUCAGUGCAAUAUGAACACCACACAAUUUACAUUUCAAGUCUUAAGUUCAAAACUUAAGUUUAAGAAAAAUACUUUUUUUCAGGAGAUUUCGUAAAGUAGAUAUUUUAGAGCGCCCCCCCCCCCACCCCACCCCACUCCACUCCAGGAAGCUCCUAAGCAGGCCAAUCACCAGUUGGCUGCACAGUUUCGUCUGCGUCUUACAGGAAUUCACAUUUCACGUUAACUUAAGCAGUACGCACGGAGGUGGUGCUUCUCCUAGCACUGGCUGCUGCUUGUAAAUGUUGAUGAAAGAGGAAGAGAGAUCCUCACUCUAGAUUUUGAGCGGAUGUGACAUCGGACCGGACGCAGACUGACGUGCACGAAUAGUGUUGUUUUUUUGUUUGUUUGUUUUUUUCUAUAUUCAUUCGAGUCUCGGUUGUUUUGUUCUUAAACCGUUUGUACCUGUCCUUCUCCAGAACCGUUACAAAAAAAAAAAAAAGAACCAAGAAACGUCCGAUCGUUACGACGACGUGUACUUUAAUCAUUCACGCAAACACACUCCCUCACACACACACACACACACACACACACACAUACGCACAGAGAAAACGGUCAAGCUUUUUUUCGGCGAAAGGAUGUUUUCGGGACGUUUAUUCCCCGUGAGUUAGCGCUGGGCUAGCCGCAGCAUCAGCGGCAGCGGCGGCACAUUUUCGGGGGUGUUUGAAAGGGUCUGGCCUUCGCCACUCACAGUUAACCCUCUCUGUCUCAUGGACAUUGCACAGACAAUCAGCUUUAGGCCAGAGAGAGCCCCAAGCCCUGAGUCACCAUGGCAGCAAAGGGGGAGGGGGGGGUCCUUGGCCAUGCCCCCACAGUCUGACAAGGGGGUGGGGGGGGGGGAAUUAAUGUUGAUGAAAGAAUGUUAUAGUCUGUAUACGUAUUUUUUUUUAACAAUGCGCCAUUGUGGAUAUUUGCUCUUACAAACUGUGGGUGUGCUACUCGGUGUUUAAAAAAAAAAACAAACAAAAAAAAAA
Anguilla anguilla (European eel) is the source of this 4544-nucleotide messenger RNA. It is a transcript of the gene thrb, whose product is annotated as thyroid hormone receptor beta. Bases 884 to 2080 code for a protein of 398 amino acids. The record is from RefSeq and is a predicted model, not a curated record. Lineage: Eukaryota; Metazoa; Chordata; Actinopteri; Anguilliformes; Anguillidae. Gene Ontology annotation, biological process: negative regulation of transcription by RNA polymerase II; cell differentiation; positive regulation of transcription by RNA polymerase II. The transcript has 9 exons. Gene Ontology annotation, molecular function: nuclear receptor activity; RNA polymerase II cis-regulatory region sequence-specific DNA binding; zinc ion binding.